CACGGAUUAGUUGUUUGUGAAGAAAACUUCAGUAAAAACUCAAAGUAAAUCGCAAAAAAGUUGAUUUAAAUUACAAAAGAUACCUUUGCAGAUUUAAAAUUAUCAUAAGAAGUAAUACUAAUGAUAAGAAAGACGUGUUGGAUUACAAGUUCAAGUUUAAAAGAAUAUAUUCGAGUGAUGAUGAGAAAAUUCAAAAUGAUGUUUUGAAAAGCUUGACAAAAAAUUUUAAAAAGCAUUUAAACAAAAUUUAAAAGAUCAAAAAGCAAAUAAUUUGAGAUUGAAAUUGUUAAUAAAAGUCAGUGAAAUUGAGUGGAUACGGGAAAAAAUCAGUUCGAAAGGCAAAAAAAGUAAACUAGUUUCUGCCUGUCAAUCGUGUUUAUUUUCAAAUUGUGAAAUUCACGCUGUUCCAAAGAAUGAUUUGAGAAUCGGCAUGGAAUCAACAUCAGAAGUUACAGAACUAGGAACGGGCUGGAUAGAAUUUUCAGAGCGUCAUGCAAGAGCUGCAAGCAGUGAUUUUGCGAGAUCUGUUGUUCAAUAUUUCAAUAAUUCGAUACAGCCAGAAGCAAGAUCACAGGUUUCGCAUAAAGAAUUGCUGAAAAAAUUUAUUGACUGCUUUUCGGAGAAUUUUGAAUAUGAAUAUUUGCGACGUAGUGUACAGCAAGGAAAUAAGUCCGGAGCCAAUGGAACAGCAAUUCCGAGUGAGGGCAGUGAUUUCUCGGAAGAUCAAGAUUCACCAAAAAUUAAUCAUAAACCAUUCUUUAGGCGGCUUUCAUUUAAAGCAUUGAGAAAAGGAAAGGUUCAAUUUCAGACAAUUUUUCAAAAGUCGAACUCAGAUGAUCUUGACGUGUCGGGAACAGGACAGAAUAAAAAGAAGCUAGCGAAGAUUGUUGUCGAGUGCCGCAAGGAAGGAAAUGUAAAUUAUAUUCCACCAGAAUCUCUCGAUCAAACGAAUGAUAACAACAAGUGGGAGAAGUGUAGAUUAGUUUUAGUAAAAACAGUUGGCGGAUAUAUGCUGGAAUUCUAUCCUCCCAAAGCCUCGAAGCCACGAAGUGGAGUUUUUUGCGCACUUAUCAAUGAAGCUCGUCAAACGAUCCCAUUGGAAAUGCCUGACAAAGAGAAUACGUUUGUCUUAAAAGCUAACGAUCAAGAAUAUGUAAUUGAGGCUAAGGAUGCAAAUGAAAUGAAGAGUUGGUUAGCGACAAUUCGAUAUUGUAUGAAGAGUACGCCAACGUCCUCACAAAUGCCACCACUUCCGUUAAACGAUACUUCCAAUACGUCAACAACAAGUGAGGCUGCUGGAGGAACCUCAAAUACACAAUCAUCCACAGCAGCCAAUAAUGCAUCGCACGAUACAUCUUUAAAUAAUAAUUUAAGUAGUAACAAUAACAAUGUAAAUAGCACAAACAAUAACAAUCAACCCGAACUUCCUCCACGAAGGCCGGAAUCGUCGGGACACUUUCAUCUCGAAGAAGAUGAUCUUUUACAUGAUUCAGACUUAACAGCUAUGAUGUCAGAAUAUCCAUGGUUCCAUGGAUUACUUCCAAGAGCUGACGCGAGUGCAAUGGUUCUUCAUGGUGGUGUAUCUAGUCAUGGUGUAUUUUUAGUUCGUCAAAGUGAGACCCGCAAAGGAGAAUAUGUGCUAACAUUCAAUUUUCAAGGACGUGCUAAACAUCUUCGAAUGACUUUAAAUGAUUUAGGUCAAUGCCGUGUACAACAUUUAUGGUUUCCAUCAAUCACGGAAAUGCUUGAACAUUUUCGACAAAACCCCAUACCUUUAGAACAAGGCGGCGUCGCUGAUGUAAAACUCAACGAAUAUGUAAUUGCUAAUCCCAGAUCACUUCAGAGCCCUCGUCAUCAAAAUCAAGUAAUCACAAUGGCAGGCAGUGUACGAAUUAAAACAUGCGAUUUAGAUUUGAUGCAAGAGCCACAGGACUCUUCUGAACGAGCCGUUGAUAAUCAAUAUUCAUUUGUGUAAAAAUUAGCUUACAUAACACAAAAUAAUCCCCCCCAAAAAAGAAAUAAAUAAGAAUUGGAGUUUAUGUUAUUCCUAACUUAAUAAUUUUAUUUUGUUCCUUUCACAUACCUUAAUUAAUGUAACUUUUUUCUUAUAUUCUCUGCCAGCGAUAUAUGAUUGAUGAAAAAGUGUAAAGGAAGAAGAAAGAGGGAAAGUAAAAAAUUCCAUAAUUGAUAUAAAAAUAUAAAUACAUAACAUAUAUUUAUGGUAUAAAUAAGAACAUUUAAUGCGUAUUUUUUGAUGAAGAAUAAUAGAAGAAAUCAUGUGCCAUAAAAUAUUUAUUUUAUGCAAAAGAAUCUAAUUUAAAUAAAGAGGAAAAUCUUCAAUGUAAAUUUCGCAAA
Messenger RNA from Chironomus riparius, 2355 nucleotides. The record is from the annotation of a GenBank genome assembly. Lineage: Eukaryota; Metazoa; Arthropoda; Insecta; Diptera; Chironomidae.